Staurois parvus is the source of this 360-nucleotide messenger RNA. NCBI's taxonomy places the organism in Eukaryota, Metazoa, Chordata, Amphibia, Anura, Ranidae. The record is from the annotation of a GenBank genome assembly.
AAGUGUCCGGACUGGAAGGGGGUGAAAGUGUCCGGACUGGAAAGGGGGAAAGUGUCCGGACUGGAAGGCGGUGAAAGUGUCCGGACUGGAAGGGGGGAAAGUGUCCGGACUGGAAGGGGGGUGAAAGUGUCCGGACUGGAAGGGGGUGAAAGUGUCCGGACUGGAAGGGGGGAAAGUGUCCGGACUGGAAGGGGGUGAAAGUGUCCGGACUGGAAGAGAGGGAAAGUGUCCGGACUGGAAGGGGGGAAAGUGUCCGGACUGGAAGGGGGGUGAAAGUGUCCGGACUGGAAGGGGGUGAAAGUGUCCGGACAGGAAGUGGGUGAAAGUGUCCGGACUGGAAGGGGGUGAAAGUGUCCGGAC